AUGCCAGUUGAUUUCCUCGCAAGCGUGGUUCUUGAUGGGCCACAGGUUAUACCUUACUGGGACCGGAUCAAAGAGCAUGGUCUCACCGUCCUCCCCAUAGUUGGGUCAAUCGCUGCUGCAAAAUAUUAUUUCCGAGGAGCCUCCAACACUUGGGAAAGAGAUAUGCACGGGAAAGUCUAUAUUGUAACCGGUGGCACCAGUGGUGUUGGGGCAGUGCUAGCAUACGAGCUUGCGCUCAAAGGCGCACAGCUAGUCUUGCUAACGCGGAGGACAAACGAUCUCUGGCUUGCAGAAUAUAUCGAGGAUUUGCGUGAGAAAACCAAUAACCCGUUGAUUUACGCUGAAGAAUGCGAUUUGAACUCGCUUUACUCGGUGCGUAAGUUUGCCACCAAGUGGUUGGAUAACCAGCCGCCACGGAGACUCGAUGGGGUCAUAUGUUGUGCCGCGGAGUCGAUUCCUCGCAAUUCGCAAAGACAAAUCACCGUUGAUGGAGUGGAAAAGCAAAUCGGCAUCAACUACUUGGGCCACUUCCAUUUGCUCACGCUCUUGGAGCCCAGUUUGAAAGUGCAGCCGCCUGAUAGGGACGUGCGCGUAUUGAUUGCCACUUGUUCGUCGCAGAAUUUGGGCGACGUCGACUUGGAGGAUUUGUUGUGGGAAAACAAGAGGUACCCCGUUUCUCAGCCUUGGAAAUUGUACGGAAGCUCGAAGCUCUUAUUGGGGUUAUUUGCUAAGCAUUAUCAAAAAAUAUUGAUGGCUCAUGAACGUAAAGACCAAGCUCCAUGCAAUGUUCGAAUCAAUAUGGUCAACCCCGGUAUAGUGAGAUCUCCUUCCACGAGAAGAUUCAUCUCUAUGGGCUCGCUCUGGGGUUUGUUGUUGUACGUGCUCAUGUUCCCCAUAUGGUGGAUCUUAUUAAAGAGCUGCAGCCAAGGAGCACAAACUUUUUACUUUGGAUUGUUUGCUCCUAUAAUUAUGAAGCUUGAAGGUGGCAAUAUCCUUCAAGAGUGCAAAAUCAACACCAAGGUGAGAAAGGAAUUGUUGGAUGAAAGUUUGCAGGAGAAAGUGUAUCACAACACCACGGAAUUGAUCAAGAAAUUGGAGACUCAAUCUGCCAGGGAAAGGAAUAAGAACAAGACUCCCGAACAGCUCAAGAGGGAGAAGGAUGAGAAGUUGAAGCAGCAAAGGGAUUUGAACGUCAAGCCAAAGUCCGAUGAAGAGUUGGAGCAGAAACUAAAGUCCUUGAGAAGUCAAAUUGGACUCGGAAUGGGUGGUGCCACCACUACUACAAAAAACGCCAGCGGGACCGUGGAGGAAUUGCCGUUGUUCCCUGAUGAUGAAGCUUUAAAGACAGCUAAGGAAGCCAGGCAUAGCAGCGGAUCGAGCAAACCCGCCACUGGCUCGUCUCUGUCUAAACUGAGUGCUGGGAAACGGAAAACAAAGAAAACGUAA
Messenger RNA from Lodderomyces beijingensis, 1446 nucleotides. The record is from the annotation of a GenBank genome assembly. NCBI's taxonomy places the organism in Eukaryota, Fungi, Ascomycota, Pichiomycetes, Serinales, Debaryomycetaceae.